Messenger RNA from Coffea eugenioides, 771 nucleotides. RefSeq names its product keratin, type I cytoskeletal 9-like. The transcript is spliced from 4 exons. The record is from RefSeq and is a predicted model, not a curated record. Lineage: Eukaryota; Viridiplantae; Streptophyta; Magnoliopsida; Gentianales; Rubiaceae. Bases 1 to 771 code for a protein of 256 amino acids.
AUGGAAGAUGUGAUAGUGGAAGCCCUUCUAUCUAAUAAACGGGAAGCUCAAAUUUUAGCUGCCAAAGAACUUGGUAAACUUGCAACCAAACUAAGACAGAAGUUAGCAGAAAGAGGGAUCAUUUCUCGGCUCGUUACGAUGCUUCGUAAGCAAGUUUAUGAAGCCACUGAAGCGGCACUCUGCUCUGCUUUAAACAAGAUCCGAAUUGCAAAUUCUGGUACCAUACCAGUAUUGCUGGAGAUCAUUCAAUGCCAAAAAGAGUCAUUGAUUGACCUUGCAGCAGCAGCCCUCUUGGUUGCGCACUAUGGAGGUAGUGGAGGAGAAGGAGGGGGUGGAGGCAGUGGUGGUGGCGGUGGCAGUGGAGGUGGAGGUGGAGGCUGUGGAAGUGGUAGUGGUGGAGGGAGAGGUGGUGGAAGGAGGAAAAGGAAAGGAAAACAUACAUGCGGUAGAAGGAGAGGUAGUGGUGGCGGAGGUGCUGGCAGUGGUGGCGGUGGAGAUGGACGUGGAGGUGCGGGUGGGGGUGCGGGUGGAGGAGGAGGCGGUGGUGGUGGAAAUGGUGGAGGCCAUGGUUGGGGAAGUGGGAGUGGUGGUGGUGGCGGCGGUAGUAGUGGAGGAGGAGGAGGAGAGGUUCUAGAAAAGGAAUAUACAUUAGGAGAGAAAAAUAGAAAUAUCUUGAAUGCUCUGUCUAAAGAUUGGGAAAGUAAAAUGAUUGCUAUUGAAGAGGCAAGAGAUCUGAAUUGUAUACCUAUUGAAUCUCUUGUAAAUUCUUAA